GCCGGGUGCGGCUCCUCCCCUGUGGGCGGCGGGGCUAGGGCACCUCCCGCCCCCUUGCAGUGGAAGGCCGGGGAGCUACAGCAGGCUCCGAUCGCCCCCAUGGCCGCGCUGAGGACAGCCCUGUGCGUUUUGCGGAACGACCUGCGCUACCACGAUAACGAGGUACGGGCUCGGACGGUGCGCCCUGGGCGCAGCCAAGCGGCAGAUCGCGGGGAAACCCCCCCCUUCAACAACGCCAGAGCAAAGCAAUUGGGAAACACAUGGGUUGUCUAGGAGGGGGACCUCGGUCCGGGGGAAGCCGGGAGGGAAUGACCCUCGGCGGCCUUCAGCGCGCCCCGCUGGGCUGGCCAGAGCAGGACCUCUCCAAGAGCCUCGCCAGUCCGGCUUUUGCGCUCCAGAAAGCGCGGCUCCGAAGUUUAUGUAACUUUGCAGCUGGCGCUCGAAACCCCGCCUCCCCCAUGUGCUGCUUUUGAAGUGCCCGUGACGUCACGAGCUAAGUUAUCAAACAGCGCGGGGGAGGGAACAGGGCGGGGCUUGUUGUGAAGCGCAGGGACCAAGGAGGAGGAGGCAGCCUUCCCUUCCACUGAGCAAAAGCAUCUUUGAAGAGGAACUGGAUAGGGUGGGUGUGUUCAUCUGUGGAAGUCAGAAGCACCUUAUAUGAAUGCGGGCCCUUGGUCCAGCUAGCUGAGCAGUGUGGUGUAGUGGUUAGAGUGUCACACUAGGACCUAGGAGUUGUUGUUGUUUAGUCGUUUAGUCUUAGAAUCAUAGAAUCAUAGAAUCAUAGAGUUGGAAGAGACCACAAGGGCCAUCGAGUCCAACCCCCUGCCAAGCAGGAAACACCAUCAGAGCACUCCUGACAUAUGGUUGUCAAGCCUCUGCUUAAAGACCUCCAAAGAAGGAGACUCCACCACACUCCUUGGCAGCAAAUUCCACUGUCGAACAGCUCUUACUGUCAGGAAGUUCUUCCUAAUGUUUAGGUGGAAUCUUCUUUCUUGUAGUUUGGAUCCAUUGCUCCAUGUCCGCUUCUCUGGAGCAGCAAAAACAACCUUUUCCCUCCUCUAUGUGACAUCCUUUUAUAUAUUUGAACAUGGCUAUCAUAUCACCCCUUAACCUCCUCUUCUCCAGGCUAAACAUGCCCAGCUCCCUUAGCCGUUCCUCAUAAGGCAUCGUUUCCAGGCCUUUGACCAUUUUGGUUGCCCUCCUCUGGACACUUUCCAGUUUGUCAGUGUCCUUCUUGAACUGUGGUGCCCAGAACUGGACACAGUACUCCAGGUGAGGUCUGACCAGCGCAGAAUACAGUGGCACUAUUACUUCCCUUGAUCUAGAUGCUAUACUCCUAUUGAUGCAGCCCAGAAUUGCAUUGGCUUUUUAGCUGCCGUGUCACACUGUUGGCUCAUGUCAAGUUUGUGGUCAACCAAGACUCCUAGAUCCUUUUCACAUGUACUGCUCUCAAGCCAGGUGUCCCCAUCUUGUAUUUGUGCCUCUCAUUUUUUUGCCCAAGUGCAAUACUUUACAUUUCUCCCUGUUAAAAUUCAUCUUGUUUGUUUUGGCCCAGUUCUCUAAUCUGUCAAGGUCGUUUUGAAGUGUGAUCCUGUCCUCUGGGGUGUUAGCCACCCCCUCCCAGUUUGGUGUCUUCUGCAAAUUUGAUCAGGAUGCCCUUGAGUCCAUCAUCCAAGUCGUUGAUAAAGGUGUUGAAUAAGACCGGGCCCAAGACAGAACCCUGUGGCACCCCACUAGUCACUCUUCUCCAGGAUGAAGAGGAACCAUUGAUGAGCACCCUUUGGGUUCGGUCAGUCAGCCAGUUACAAAUCCACUGAGUGGUAGCAUAGUCAAGACCGCAUUUUACCAGCUUCUUUACAAGAAUAUCAUGGGGCACCUUGUCAAAUGCCUUGCUGAAAUCAAGGUAGGCUACAUCCACUGCGUUCCCAUCAUCUACCAGGCUUGUAAUUCUGUCAAAAACGAGAUCAGGUUAGUCUGACAUGACUUAUUUUUCAGAAAUCCAUGCUGACUAUUGGUGAUCACAGCAUUCCUUUCUAGGUGCUCACAGACUGUUUGCUUAAUGAUCUGCUCCAGAAUCUUCCCUGGUAUUGAUGUCAGACUGACUGGGCGGUAAUUAUUUGGGUCCUCUCUUUUCCCCUUUUUGAAAAUAGGGACAACAUUUGCCCUCCUCCAGUCUGCCGGGACUUCGCCUGUUCUCCAGGAAUUCUCAAAGAUGACUGCCAGUGGUUCUGAGAUCACAUCUGCCAGUUCUUUUAAUACUCUUGGAUGCAGUUCAUCUGGCCCUGGAGACUUGAAUACAUCUAAACUAGCCAAGUAUUCUUGUACUAUCUUCUUAGUUAUUCUGGGCUGUGUUUCCUUUGCUGAAUCAUUUGCUUCAAAUUCUUCAGGUCGGGCAUUGUUUUCUUUAUCGGAGAAGACUGAGGCAAAGAAGGCAUUGAGGAGUUCAGCCCUUUCUGUGUCCCCUGUUUGCAUUUCACCAUCUUCUCCUCUGAGUGACCCCACUGUUUCUUUGUUCUCCUUUUGCUACGAACAUACCCAUAAAAGCCUUUUUUGUUGCUUUUAACCUCUCUAGCAAGCCUGAGUUCAUUCUGUGCUUUAGCUUUUCUGACUUUGUGUCUACACGUGCUGGCUAUUUGUUUGAAUUCCUCUUUGGUCGUUUCCCCCCUUUUCCAUUUUUGUACACAUCCUUUUUAAUCUUAACUCAGUUAAAAGUUCUUUAGAUAGCCACCCUGGCUUCUUUAGGCACCUUCCAUGUUUCCGUCUCAUUGGUAUUGCCUGAAGUUGUGCUUUUACUAUCUCCCUCUUAACAAGCUCCCAGCCAUCAUGAACUCCCUUUCCUUUUAAUAUUACUGUCCAUGGGAUCUCACCCAGCACUUCCCUAAGUUUUAUGAAGUCGGCUUUCUUAAAGUCAAGAAAUUGAGUCCUAGUAUGCUUGGCUGCUCCUUUCCGCUGUAUAGUAAAAUUCAGAAGAGCAUGAUCACUCGCGCCUAAUGAUCCUUCCACUUCUACCCCACUAACCAGGUCAUCAACAUUGGUUAGGACCAGAUCUAAAAUGGCUGUUCCUCUUGUUGCUUCUCCCACUUUCUGGACAAUGAAGUUGUCUGCAAGGCCAGUGAGGAAUCUGUUUGACCUUAUGGUCUUGGCUGAGUUUGACAUCCAACAAAUAUCCGGGUAAUUGAAGUCCCCCAUUACUACUAUCUCCCUUCCUUUUGCAUGCUUGGCCAUCAGUUCCAGGAAGGCAUCAUCUAUGUCCUCUGUUUGGCUUGGGGAUCUAUAGUAAACUCCCACAAUGAGGUCACUGUUAUUCUUCUCUCCCUUAAUUUUGACCCAAAUGCUCUCACUUUGGCUUUGAGGUUCUAAAUCUUGGAUCUCUUCACAGGUAUACACAUCCCUGACAUAUAACGCCACUCCUCCUCCUUUCUUGUCUGGUCUGUUUCUCUGAAAUAGAUUGUAUCCCCCAUUAUUACAUUCCAAUCGUGGGACUUAUCCCACCAGGUUUCAGUGAUGCCUAUUAUGUCAUAUUUAGUUUGCUGUACCAAGAGCUCAAGCUCAUCUUGUUUAUUUCCCAUGCUUUGCGCAUUAGUGUACAGACAUUGAAGUCCAUUAAUCAUUCCCCCGUGUCUCUUAUUUAAGGAUUUGUUCCUCCCACCACUAGGUCUGUGUGCUGUUUGCUCCAUUUGGUCUAUGACAUUUGGAUGAUCAUCUUCAUCAAUUGAUAGACUCCUACCUUCCGGAGCACUGUCUCCCUCCCCCACAUUAGUCAGUUUAAAGCCCUCCUGAUGAGGUUUCUGAGAUUUUUGGCAAAAACAUUCCUCCCAACCGUUGUGAGGUGCAGCCCAUCGCUUGCCAGAAGUCCAUCUUCAAGAAACUGCAUUCCAUGAUCUAAGAAUCCAAACCGUUCCUGUUUACACCAUUUGCGAAGCCAGCUGUUCACUUCCACUAUUUUUCCCUCUCUCCCUGGGCCACGUCGUUCAACUGGGAGGACAGAUGAGAUGACAAUUUGUGCAUUUAAUUGCUUCAAUUUCCUGCCCAGAGCCUCGUAGUCUCUUUUGAUCUUCUGGAGGCUAUUGCUUGCAGUGUCAUUGGUUCCCACAUGAACCAAGAGGAAGGGGUAUUUGUCAGUGGGUUUUAUGAUUCCUUGCAGUCGUUCAGUUACAUCUUGGAUCUUAGCGCCGGGGAGACAGCACACUUCCCGAGACAUCUUGUCAGGCCCACAGAUCACUGCUUCUGUUCCCCUCAGUAGGGAAUCCCCUAUCACCACUACUUGUCUGACUCUUCGUGACCCCAUGGACCAGAGCACGUUGGUAGCUUCGAGAACACUGUCCAACCAUCUUGUCCUCUGUCGUCCCCUUCUCCUUGUGCCCUCCAUCUUUCCCAACAUCAGGGUCUUUUCCAGGGAGUCUUCUCUUCUCAUGAGGUGGCCAAAGUCUUGGAGCCUCAGCUUCAGGAUCUGUCCUUCCAGUGAGCACUCAGGGCUGAUUUCCUUCAGAAUGGAGAGGUUUGAUCUUCUUGCAGUCCAUGGGACGCUCAAGAGUCUCCUCCAGCACCAUAAUUCAAAAGCAUCAAUUCUUUGGCGAUCAGCCUUCUUUAUGGUCCAGCUCUCACUUCCAUACAUCGCUACUGGGAACCUAGGAGACCAGGGUUCAAAUCCCCACUUGGCCAUGAUGCUCACCGUGUAACCUUGGGCCAACCACUGCUUUCCCACCAUCCUAACCCUACCUCACAGGGUUGUUGUGGGGAUUAAAUGAGGAAGGGGAGAGCUACUGCCAGUCUGUGUUGACAGUACUGAGCUAGAUGGACCAAUGGGCUUGAGUGUUCCUGUGUUUUUGACGCUAAUCCCAUCUGCCCCCGCAGGUUCUCCACUGGGCACACAGCAACGCAGACUUUGUCAUUCCACUAUACUGCUUUGAUGCCCGGCACUACGCAGAAACCCAUUACUAUCAGUUCCCCAAGACUGGCCCCUAUCGCCUCAAGUUUCUGCUGGAGAGUGUGGAAGAUCUCAGGGAGACGCUCAAGAAAAAGGGCAGGUGUGUGCAGCCUCAUCAGUGCUAGUUUCGAAACCCGUUUUUGUAUACAGUGGUAAAGGUAAAGGUAAAGGUAAAGGGACCCCUGACCAUUAGGCCCAGUUGUGACCAACUCUAGGGUUGUGGCGCUCAUCUCGCUUUAUUGGCCGAGGGAGCCGGUGUACAGCUUCUGGGUCACGUUGCCAGCAUGACUAAGCCGCUUCUGGCGAACCAGAGCAGCGCACAGAAACGCCGUUUACCUUCCUGCCGGAGCGGUACCUAUUGAUCUACUUGCACUUUGAUGUGCUUUCGAACUGCUAGGUUGGCAGGAGCAGGGACCGAGCAACGGGAGCUCACCCCGUCGCGGGGAUUCGAACUGCCGACCUUCUGAUCGGCAAGUCCUAGGCUCUGUGGUUUAACCCACAGCGCCACCCGCGUCCCAGUGUAUACAGUGGUACCUCGGUUUAAAAACAACCUGUUUAUGAACUAUUCAGUUUACGAACUCUGCAAAACCGGAAGUGGUUUCCCAGUUUGUGAAUUUACCUUGGUCUAAGAACGGAAGCCGAACGGUGGAAGGGCACUGGUGGCGGGAGGCCUCAUUAGGGAAAGCAUGCUUCAGUUUAAGAACAGUUUCGGUUUAAGAACGGACCUCCGGAACGGGUUAAGUUUGUAAACCGAGGUACCACUGUAUUUCGUUUGAUGCAGUUUGCCGUUCCAGACACAGCUGCGCUUCAUCCGCUAAAUGCCUUUUCUAGUACAGUGGCCAGCAGACCAGAGAGAUAGGCAGCCUGAUCCGCUCCUGCCCUCGCAACCAUAAUUUGAUCUGCCGGAUUUAACUGAUGAAGCUUUUCACAGCAUGGAGGCAUUUCUCUCCUGCUAAUGUCUGCAGGUGAAGCUGCUGUGGUCUAACAAUCAACCCUUCUUCCUAGGGAACUCUGGGUAUUGUAGCUCUGUGAGAGGAAUCAGAGUCUUCUUACAACUCUUAGCAGUCUCGGCAAACUACAGUUCCCAGAAUUCUUUGGGGGAAGCCGUGGCUGUUUAAAGUGGUACGGUGCUGUAUUCAAUGUCUUAAGUGCAGAUGUGGCCAAGUGGUUUCAGUGGGAUCAUGCUGCUGUUUAAUUUUCUGCUGGCCGUAUUUCCUCCGUAGUAAUCUGGUGGUGCGAAAAGGAAAGCCGGAAGAUGUCGUCUGCGAUCUUAUUUCCCAGGUCGGUUCCGUGGCUGCCGUGGUCUUCCAUGAAGAGGUAAGGAAAGAUCUCCCACGGUUUCAGAGCUUAAACCAGUGAUGGGGUAUCUCUGGCCCUCCAGAUAUCCUUGGGACUCCAACUCCCAUCAGCCCCCAGCCAGAAUAGCCAAUACAGUGGUACCUUGGUUCUCAAACUUAAUCCAUCCUGGAAGUCCGUUCCAAAACCAAAGCGUUCCAAAACCAAGGUGCGCUUUACCAUAGAAAGUAAUGCAAAAUGUAUUAAUCUGUUCCAGACUUUUAAAAAACAACCCCUAAAACAGCAAUUUAACAGGAAUUUUACUGUCUAACGAGACCACUGAUCCAUAAAAUGAAAGCAAUAAUCAAUGGACUAUAAUCCAUGGUACUAUAAAACAGUAUUGUAGAUGAUAAAAAUUAAAAUUAAUUUUUUUUCUUACCUGCACUGAUGAUAGUCACUGUUUGGAUAGGGGGCUUUUAUCCAUUUCUGCAGUCACACAAUCAAUCAAUCAAUCAAUCAGUAGCUGAACUGGGAUCCACACAGUCACGAAAACAAAUUAACUGAAAAUAGUUUUUACAGUUAUAUCAAAAAUUGCCGAUUUGGUUAUACUAUUAGAAAUACAUAGACAGAUAAUUAUGAAAUUAUUGGGAGGUUUAGUAAGUUAACUGUUUAUAUUUGGAUAACUUUUCUGCUGUACUUUAUUGGAAGGAGAAAAAGAAUCAUUUCCUUAAUAACAAUUUAAACAAUUUAUUUAACUAAAACAAUAACAUUGUAGCAUAUGUAUCCAUGUUUGUUAACUGAUGUGGUUAAACAAUGAAAAAAAACCAGACUGAAAACACAUGAAAAACCUAAAACAAAUCCUUAUUUCCUCCAACAUGCACAGUGUGAUUUAUUGCUGGCUCGGUCUUGCGGUUGUUGCACAGAUGGGAGAAUGUCUCUCUCUUUUGCUUCCUGCUUGCUCUAGGCGACAAAGGAAGAGCUGGAUGUGGAGAAGGCGCUGCUGCAGGUGUGCUCUGAGCAGGGGGUGGUGGCCCAGAAGUUCUGGGGGUCGACGCUCUAUCACCGAGACGACCUGCCCUUCAAGCACAUUUCCAGGUGAGCUGAGCCCCUAGCCCUAACCUUAUAGUAGUGACUGGGAACCUGUAGCCCUCGAUAUGUUAGUGGGACUCUGUUUUGCAGGUUGCCCGAUGUGUACACCCAGUUCCGGAAAGCCGUGGAGUCCCAGGUGAAGGUUCGGCCUCUUCUGCAAAUGGCCUCUCAGCUGAAGCCAUUGCCUCCAGGGGUGGAAGAAGGGAACAUCCCCAAACUGGAAGAUUUUGGGGUGCAAGGUAAGGAUGGUUCCACCCAGCAUUUUUCACUGCACUGGGGUGCCCUUCCACCAGUGUUUAUGGUAGAAUUGGCACUGCUUGUGCGCACAUAGAAUCAUAGGGUCCUCUAGUCUCAGGGCCGUCUUUACCAUUGGUUCAAGGGGUGCGGGGCACCUCGGCGCCGAAUUCUGGGGGGCGCCAGAUGGCUGGUGAGCAUGCAGCUUCCCUCCCAAGCCUCUGCGGGGAUAGCUCUCUUGUCAGGUGUGCGUGGAGGAGCCAGGUCCUGGGACCAAUAGGACUCUGCAGGACUGGGGCCUUCCUAAAUUUGUUCUGGAGAGGCAAGGCGCGGCUAAACAGGUGAGGCCAAUUGGUAACUCACAGCUCCUAGUGGCAAGAGCCGGGGAGGGAUAUAAGGGCAGCAUUUUCCCUUCAGCUCUUUGCCACAGCAACACGUUCCCUGCCUUGCUGCGUUUGACUCCUUGACUCCCUGCUUCUUAAUCCUCGGACCCCUGACUUUGUGACUCCUUGCUCCUUGGACCCCUGACUUUGUGACUCCUUGCUCCUUGGAUCCCUGACUUUGUGACUCCUUGAUCCUCGGACCCCUGACUUUGUGACUCCUUGCUUCCUGACCUUCAGACCCUUGGCUUCUUCACUCCUGACUCUCUGACCCUCGGACUCUUGGCUUUCUGACUCCUGGACUCCCAUUCCUGCUCCUACCCUGCCAUCUUGCUCCCGGUCUCGACGUCCCCGUGAACCGGACAGUGAACCGAACUGAAUACCAAACCGAAUCGCCUGUGAACCGGACCGUGACAUCUCCUCCCACAGCGGCAUGAGCUGCCCCGCUAAAAAAAGCUCAAAAACUUUGGCCUGCGGUUUUUUGCACCCCAGUGCCGCAUAUGCCAAAGACGGCCCUGUCUAGUCUGACCCCCUGCAACGCAGGAAUCACAGCCAAAUCUCCCCAUCCCCUACCCACUCCGGCAGCAUCUCCGUCUAAACGGGAGUACUGCAGCAUUUUGUUGCAAAUCCUGCUUUGUUUGACUGGAUAGCCAACCCUAACCCUAACUGCCGGAUUUGGAGGGUGUUUUCAGGGCAGGAAUCUCUCCCCCCCCGCCCCCCGCUUUUUGCUCAAGUUGAUUCUUCCCGCUUCCUUAGCAGAACCGUUAGCCGAUCCCCGCACUGCCUUCCCUUGCGGUGGAGGAGAGACACAGGCCUUAACGAGGCUUCAGCAUUACUUCUGGGACACGGUAAUUCAUAGAAUUGUAGAAUUGGGAGGGGGCUUGCUUUGGUUUUGAGAGGAGGGCAGUGGGAGAGACAGUGCUUUGCGUUCGGGGAGGGGGGCAGCCUGGCUUAGCCCCCAAUAAAGGUAAAGGGACCCCUGACCAUUAGGUCUAGUCGUGGCCGACUUUGGGGUUGCGGCGCUCAUCUUGCUUUAUUGGCCGAGGGAGCCGGCGUACAGCUUCCGGGUCAUGUGGCCAGCAUGACUAAGCUGCUUCUGGAGAACCAGAGCAGCGCAUGGAAACGCCAUUUACCUUCCUGCCAGAGCGGUACCUAUUUAUCUACUUGCACUUUGAGGUGCUUUCGAACUGCUAGGUUGGCAGGAUCUGGGACCGAGCAACGGGAGCUCACCCCAUUGCGGGGAUUUGAACCGCUGACCUGAUUGGCAAGUCCUAGGCUCUGUGGUUUAACCCACAGCGCCACCCACGUCCCUAGCCUCCAAUAUCUCUAGCUAAAAAGUCUGUGUUAGCAAGGUUGCAGAACAGUCCUGAUCUGGAAUCCUGGAAAGGGGCUGCCGGCCCGUGCAGACAAUCCUGGACUAGAUGGAACGAUGUUCUGACUCGGCGCAAGAAAGCUUUACCUGCUUGUCCGUCCGUCUGCUCUCCACCGCCAGGGUGUGUGUGUACGCAUGCACACAUGGAGCGUAACCUUUAGUUGGGGAUUGCGGAGCCCCGUUUAGCUCAAGGGCCACAUUCCCUUCUGGACGAUCUUCUGAGGGCCAGAGGCAACAGAGGAAGACUAGCUUGAAAAGCAAGCCAGUUUCUAUGCGCACCUCUCUGUCCUUCAUGUAGGCAAGCAAGAGGCACGAUCCGAAUUCGUGGACACAUUUCGGCGGGGCCAAAACUCUUGAGGCAUGAGUUGGGGUCAGUGGAAGGUAGUGGUCAGGGGAGAGUUUUGAGGGCCAGAUGGUGGCCCUCAGGGCCUCUCUAUCCCCCCCUCCCCCCAGGCCUGACGUUCUUCACCUCUGAUUUAGUGAAUUGCGGUGUUGUUUACUGACAGCUUUUAGGGACCCUUGUUCUGCAAUUGUUUUAUUUGUUUUAGUCUUCUUGUCAUUUUACUGUUGCAAAUUUCCUUGGCAUUUAUUUUUAAAAUGGAAAAUGGUGCAGAGAUUGCCUGUUUAACUAUCGCUGAGAUCUUUGUAUUGAUUGAAAGUCACGCAGCAACACCCCAACCUUAUUAAUCAGGCUGCAAAUUGUGUAUGUGUUAAAAAUGAAUUUUAUUUAAUAAGGGCAAUAUGGAAGUUCUUCCUUAGAAGAGGCAUCUCCCUCUUCUUUCUCAGACAGGCAGGAAUGCCUCUCCUAAGAUGGUUUGGCCUGGAUAAAGCAAACAGGGAAGGCUUUCCCUGAAAUUGAAGUGUUGCUAAUUCACUUGCACAUUUCUGCAAAUUUAUUCGGUUAAUUAGUUAGCUAACUGAAGACCUUAUGGCUUGCUAAGGGUUCUUUAUCUGCCGAUCUCAUUUACACAAACCUGCCUGCCCACCCCCAUAUAAAUAAUGGAAUCCUCCAAGUUGCCCACUUAUUCUGAUUGGAGGGACCCAUUUCACGGCUGCGUAACCCCGAUCCCAGCCACCAGAGGGCUCUCUUAGAUGUGGAAAUCUCUGUCUCAGAAGUUAUGUUCAUAAGCUCGAUUUGUUCUACACUGUGCAAUUUGCAAUCUCUGGCAUUUAUAGAAAAAGUGUUGUUUUUAAAGCACUUUUAUGUUUCCUUUGAAAUGCCUGACGUGUACAUCCUUUUGCACAGAACCUAGUCGCUUCGUACAAGGAGACACGGAACGGAUUGAUAGGAGUCGAUUAUUCGACCAAGUUUGCACCCUGGUAAAUAAAUGUCUUCAUGCGCUUAGGAUCGGGUAAUCCUGUUUCAGCGACAUCCGCCUUCCCAGUGGGCGUCACUCAAUGUGCAUCCCAAUGUGGCUUUGGACAAAGAGCAGCCCAAUUGCCUAUUGAUAUGCUUUUUUUGCCUGCAUCCAUUACAAUGUUGUACGAAAGCCCACGGUAAGGUUCGCUUUGCAUAACCUCACAGCUCUGAGCCACGUGAUAUGCAAGUAAUAGAAUGCUAAUUGUGGUUUUCAGAGUUGAUUUAAUUAAAUAUGAACUGGGAUUUAAUCAAUGCAAGUGGGUGGUGGUAACUGAGCAUGUUGUUAUGCACUUAAGAUGGGCUAUGCCUCAAAUUAAACAAACAGUGGAUGUUCUGAGUUCAGGUCCACCACCUAAAUGAUGGCAUUCCACCCUCAGAGAUCACUUUCUCUCAUGACAUCCUUGAUUUGUCUUCUAGGCUGGCUCUGGGCUGCAUCUCGCCCCGGUAUAUUUACGAGCAGAUCCAGAAAUACGAAAAAGAGAGGACAGCAAAUCAGAGUACCUAUUGGUAGGAUAAAUGACAUGGCCUGGUUUGGAAACACGGGAGAGAGAAAAUUAUCCUCUUGUUCACGUUCUGCCUGCCCCUCCACCUCCCUCUCUUUCUUAGACACACACAUACAUCACUCUGCAGCCAUUGGCUGGGUUUCUGUGAUGUCACGGAAUGAGAUAACUGACAGUGCGGAAUGUGGAUAGAGCAGGUUCAGAGAGGGAAGUGAAAAAUCAGUUUUAAAGAAAACCCUCACACAAGAUGCCCGCCAGAUGUUUUUUAAAAAAGGUCAAAAAAUUUAAUGUCUAUAAUUUGUUGGAAGCUGCUCAUAGUGGCUGGGCAACACAGUCAGAUGGACAGCAUAUAAAUAAAAAAAUAUUAUUAUUAUUAUUAUUAUUAUUAUAGGUUGGGUGGCUGUCUGUCAGAAAUUAUUUAGCUGAGAUUCCUGCAUUGCAGGAGGUUGUCAUAUCUGUGUGUGUUUGUGCGUAUUUUUUCUCUCCCAGGGUGCUUUUUGAACUGGUGUGGAGGGAUUACUUCCGGUUUGUGGCUCUGAAAUACGGCAGGAGGAUUUUCUUUGUGAGAGGUAAGCGGGUGAAUUGCUCUUUCCGGUCAAGAUGGUGGAACGGAGCCAGGCUUCUUUCUUGCGUGGAUGAAAAACAAAAACCUCUGACUCGCAAAUGGCUGACGUCUGCCACAUCUGUGGCCACGCCCACUUUUGCUUGUGCCACGCCCACUUCCUGCAACUGGCCCCUCCCACCAGGGUCAUGUGGCCUCUCAGAAGGUUGGCCAAGAGGGAAAGCUACCUUCGGGAAGGAAGAGGUUGCUCAUCCCUGAUCCAAAUACAAGGAAAGAAUUCUUCCUUCCCGUUUAUUCCUAGGCAAAUUCAUUCAGAUCUUAUCAGUUAAAAGAACAAUUAAAACCCACAUCUUUUUAAUCCCCCAAGAAAAUGCAAGGUUUGCAGUGCAGUCCCAUGGCUGCCUAUGCAUUUGUCUCCAUUGGGUCCCGCUCUUGGGUUUUACCACUCUGCUGUUGACUCAACAAUAUCAGUUAUGUGUCACCAAAGAUGUAGUUUAUUAUCUGCACUGGGUCCUUAGCGCUGGAGAAGUUCCUCGUCACUUUUUUUAUUGAACUUGGGCAAUAAAGUCCAGCCUGGGUGCAACUUGAAGAGAAAUGUGUUUUUGUAGGGCUUGGAGGAAGCUAGGUCACAUUUUAAACAGCAAUUACCGUAUUUUUUGCUCCAUAAGACUCACUUUUUCCCUCCUAAAAAGUAAGGGGAAAAGUGUGUGCGUCUUAUGGAGCGAAUGCAGGCUGCGCAGCUAUCCCAGAAGCCAGAACAGCAAGAGGGAUUGCUGCUUUCACUGCACAGCGAUCCCUCUUGCUGUUCUGGCUUCUGAGAUUCAGAAUGGUUUUUUUCUUGUUUCCCUCCUCCAAAAACUAGGUGCGUCUUGUGGUCUGGUGUGUCUUAUAGAGUGAAAAAUACGGUAUAUUCAAGACCCUGCCACCAGAAAGGAAAAUAAAAAUAAAAAUUUGGAUGAACAUUCCCUAAAUAUAUGCAGGAGAAAAAUGUGAACCCUAGUCUGAGAAAAGUACAUCUGCAUACAUUGUACCUCUUGGUUUUGGAUGGCAGCCUAAGUCUCAGUGCUGUGCCUGAAGAGGAUUCUUUGAAGACCUGCAGUCUUGUAUGGGAAAUCCCAGCUGCCACUUCUGGAAUAGAAACCCCUUGCCACCUGGCAAUGCCCCCUAAUGUCCAGCCAAUCUUGUCUCCCCACGUAGGGCUCCAGGACAAAGCUGUUCCCUGGAAGAAGGACCCCAAACUGUUUGACUCUUGGAAAGGUCAGUAAACCAAUGAGGGGCAAGAGAUCUGCUGGCACAUCCGUCAUCGCCUGCUUCUCCUCCACGGUCGCCUACCCUGCUCAUUCCAAUGCUGAUAAUCACUUUCUCCUUUAAUUCCGAUUUUCACUCCCCUCUCUCAUCUCAACUGGCAGAGGGAGGUGCCGUUUUGUGGUUCGCCUCGGGUGCCAAAAUGUCUUGUGCCGGCCCUGGCCAGCCCUACCAUUAGGCAGAAUGAAACCAGUGGAGUUUGGUCCAUUAGAGGGUAGGUUGGUCAGAGUGAGACCAGUGGAGGCUGGUCCUCUGCCUGACCUCCGGCAUCUCUCCCCACACCUGCCUGCCUUCGUAGGCCACAGAUCCUCAGCUUCCUCCUCCUUAUUCCAUGUAGGAAGGGAGGAAGAUGGGAAAAUCCACUUCUGGGAAUGCAGAGGAAGCUAGGCGUUCAUUUCCUUGUUGAUUUGUUUCCAUUAAAACAGGCACAGGCAAACUCGGCCCUCCAGAUGUUUUGGGACUACAACUCCCAUCAUCCCUGACCGCUGGGCCUGUUUGCUAGGGAUGAUGGGAGUUGUAGUCCCAAAACAUCUGGAGGGCCGGGUUUGCCUAUGCCUGCAUUAAAAAGCCUGUUUGCAACCCCGUUAAUUCAGGACGUUUGCGUUUUGAUUCCGCGUGAUGGAAUCUGAGGCAGCCUCCCAUCAUACGGUUAUUUACUGCAGUUUACAAUUUAACACGACAUGGUGGUAUAUUGAUCAAAAGGCUGCAUUUCCAUAGCGCAACAGGUACUGCAGUAUAAACAGAACGUUAGAAAACAGUGUUAUUACCAGUAAAAUUGAGGCAAUAAGCCUAGUGUUUAUUGUAGCCUGAGUUGGCUCCGCCCACCGUUGGCUGUGGCUCCGCCCACCAUUGGCCUCCUUAUCUCCGGCCCUACCAGACCCUAUUGGCACCAGUCACCACAGAGUGAGACAACUGCCUUGGACUGCAGAACAGCAGGCGGGUGGCAUUCGUGCCCCCAUUUCUCCUGAGUCCCUUAAGCUAGGCUACCCUCCAUCUCUCGAGCUAGCCUGCUAUCCUCAGGUGACUAGUCCAUCACCAUCUUUCAAGUAAGAUAUGAAGUGCUGAUUCGUUCAGAUUAUGUAGGUGGGGAAACCAAAAUGUUAAGAACCGGACUAUAGCACGAAAGCCCUCUUUCCCACUUCUCUGUUUGCAGAACGAAGCAGUAUCUCAGUAUUUAUACAGGGACACGGGUGGCGCUGUUGGUUAAACCGCAGAGCCUAGGACUUGCCGAUCAGAAGGUCGGCGGUUCAAAUCCCCACUGGGGUGAGCUCCCGUUGCUCGGUCCCUGCUCCUGCCAAACUAGCAGUUCGAAAGCACGUCAAAGUGCAAGUAGAUAAAUAGGUACCGCUCUGGCGGGAAGGUAAAACGCUGUUUCCGUGCGCUGCUCUGGUUCGCCAGAAGCGGCUUAGUCAUGCUGGCCAGAUGACCUGUACACCGGCUCCCUCAGCCAAUAAAGCGAGAUGAGCACUGCAACCCCAGAGUCAGCCACGACUGGACCUAAUGGUCAGGGGUCCCUUUACCUUUACCUCGGGCUAAGAACUUAAUUCAUUCUGGAGGUUUGUUCUUAACCUGAAACUGUUCUUAACCUGAGGUACCACUUUAGCUAAUGGGGCUUCCCACUGCUGCCACGCCACCAGCACAUGAUUUCUGUUCUCAUCCUGAAGCAAUGUUCUCAACUCGAGGUACUAUUUCUGGGUUAGCGCAGUCUGUAACCUGAAGCGUCUGUAACCCGAGGUACCACUGUACAAAGGUGUGUGUGUGUGUCUGUGUGACUUCUUGCUCCCGCAGAUGGAAAAACGGGGGUUCCCUUUGUCGACGCCAACAUGCGUGAGCUGGCUGCCACGGGCUUCAUGUCGAACAGAGGGCGCCAGAACGUGGCCAGUUUCUUGACUAAGGAUUUGGGUUUGGACUGGAGGAUGGGAGCAGAAUGGUUUGAGUCCCUGCUGGUAAGAUGGGAGCAUCUUUGUUUAUAUCUUAAGGCCAGCUGGUUGCUGGAAUUUGCCCUGGGUUUUGAGACGUAUGCAGGAUUGGAAUAAGUUCCCAGGAGUCGUAGAAUGGUAGAGUUGGAAAAGGGACCCUGACAGUCAUCUAGUCCAACCCGCUGCAAUGCAGGAAUAAUGCAAUACAUGAGUCUUUGGAGGAAGUAUUGUAGAGUGUGCACAGCCUCACAGGCACUGUGGAGAUAUAGGUGUGUGGUGUAUUUUAUUAUUUAUCCAUUAGAAUAUUAUAAACGGCUUAAUAAAGAUAAUAAUCUCUAGCGGCAGCCACCCAACUGGGGUAAAGCCAGGGGCAGAGGAUGUUUUCUUCAAAGAAUUGAAUUAUUAUUAUUAUUAUUAUUAUUAAUACCCCGCCCAUCUAGCUGGGCUUCACCAGCCACUCUGGGCGGCUUCCAAAAAAAUAUUAAAAUACUGUAAUACAUCAAACAUUAAAAGCUUCCUGAAAGAUAAAAUGUAUUUUCGGCUGAGCACUUCAUGUCAUGCACAGCUGGGAGGUCAAGAUACCUUCCCGAAAUCCCUUGGAAUCGUCAAUGCACCUUUAGCAAAUUGGGAGCCAUCUCAGAAAAGGAAGAGGAUUGCACUGAAUAUCUGAUCAAGCCCCUUUUAACAAGUCAUUGUGAUAUAUAUAUAUAUACAUAUAUAUAUAUAUGUAUGUGUGUAUAUAUACAUACAUACACACUUAUACAUAUAUGUGUUUCCUAAAUUCAAGGUGGAUUAUGAUGUCUGCAGCAACUAUGGCAACUGGUUGUACAGCGCUGGAGUCGGCAACGAUCCGAGGGAGAACCGGAAAUUCAACAUGAUUAAACAAGGCUUGGAUUACGACAGCAACGUAGGUUCUUGCUGGGAAACCCUGACACUGAACACACACGUUAUCCUGCUUCCUUUGUUGCAUUAGACUGAAACCCGGUUUUAUGGGAUACCUCCAGGUGUAAUAGGGGGAAUUUGGUAUGGUCCACCAUUUUGCUUCAUUAAAGUGUGUGAGAGGUGUGUUCUCUUAAAUGGCCCAGCAAAACUGGGGAGGGGCAGGAAGACCUCUGUGGCAGAGCAUCUUUUUGGAAGUGCGUAAAGGCCUCAAGUCCAACCCCUCACAUCUCUAAGUAAGACUGACAGCGAUAAAGCCAGCAUCUCAGGAAGAAAGCUAGGUUAAAACCCUGGAAGGCUAGCUUUCCAUUUGCAAGGAAGUACUUUGUUUUACUUAAUGGGCAGAGUACUCAAAUAUGUGAUUCCACUUUCCUAGCCAGUUUGCACUCCGGCACAAAACAAUCCAGGAAAGUUUAUACUGAAUAUUUUUCUCUGUGUGGCUGCUCUCUGGUGGUAAGUACAGAGGAGCAUAAAAUAGAGCAUCUCUGAUAGCUGCCAACGUACUGGGGGCGGAUAGCCUUGCUGGCUUUAUAAGGAGCUAACAUACUGUACAUACUUGUAAGAUAUGGAUUUGGGGUUUUUUUUGUAUGUUGUUUUUUGUGUAUUGUUAUUUUUCAAUAUUUUUUGUGUUGUUGUGUGGAAAAGACUAAUAAAAUUUAAAUUAUUAAUUAAGAAAAAGAAAGACAGGCGCCAGAGAUUGAACCAGGGAUCUCCUGCCUUCCAAGCAGGUGUUCUGUCACUGAGUUGCAACCCUUGCCUCACCAACAGGCAAGGACCAGACUGAAUUGUUUGCCUCUGCAGGGAGACUACGUCCGACUGUGGGUUCCGGAAUUGCAGGGCAUAAAAGGAGGAGACGUACACACCCCAUGGGCCCUGAGCACUGCUGCCCUUUCUCAGGCUGGCGUGAGCCUCGGGGCCACCUAUCCUCUGCCAGUCGUCAUGGCCCGGGAGUGGAGCAGGCACAUCAACCAGAAACCGGUAUGUGCUAAGUCAGUCAAUCUUACUUGCCUUGCCCUGUGCACCACUAAAAACCGCCCUAUGAUCUUCUGAGGAAGGGCAGUCUAUAAACUUUUGAAGAGGUUUAAUACCUUUUGGAGACCCACCCUAUUCUAGGGACUGCAAUUUGUUUUACCUGAUUUUUUAAUAUUUCUCACAUUUGUAUAUCACCUUUUCCUUCAAGGAGCACCAAGUGGUGUACAGUUUCUAUCCAUAUGCGAUUUUGGUUUUAAAUGCAGUGUAAGGUAGUCUUUGGGACGUGGGUUAAACCACAGAGCCUAGGGCUUGCCGAUCAGAAGGUCGGCAGUUCAAAUCCCCUUGACAGGGUGAGCUCCCAUUGCUCGGUCCCUGCUCCUGCCAACCUAGCAGUUCGAAAGCACGUCAAAGUGCAAGUAGAUAAAUAGGUACCGCUCCAGCGGGAAGGUAAACGGCGUUUCCGUGCGCCUGAAGCGGCUUAGUCAUGCUGGCCACAUGACCCGGAAGCUGUACACCAGCUCCCACGGCCAAUAAAGCGAGAUGAGCGCCGCAACCCCAGAAUCGGCCACGACUGAACCUAAUGGUCAGGGGUCUGGGGUAGUUUUUUUCAAUUUCGUUGUUCUGUAUGGGACAAUGACAAUAAAGAUUAUCGUAUCAUAUACACGGUUCUGCCCUUUUAUUCAUAACGGUCCUGUGGGGUAGGUUACGCGGAGAGGCAGGGAAUGGCCCAAGCUCUUAACCAGUGAGCUUUGUGGCUGAGUGGGGAUUCGAACCCUGGUCUCCCAGGUCCUAGUCCAGUACUCUUAACCGCUUUACAUUGCUGUAACAUGCUCUGGGACUUUCUGGUGCAGGGCAGGUAAGAAACCAAAUUAAAUAAUAAUAAUGGUAAUAAAUAUAAGAAUGACCAUUUCCCUCUUUCUUGCAGAACAGCCAAGGUCCUGCUCUGAAGGGGAAGAAAGGUCCUUCGUACACCCCAAAGCAGCACAAAGAUAGAGGAGUGGAUUUUUAUUUUUCUCGGAACAAAGACUUUUCCUGAGGAGAGUGGCUGUGGUUCCCUGGGGAAAUGACCCAGAGGUGAAGGGUCCCAAUGGGCCUCUGCUACUGGGUAUAGCUGGUAGCCUUUUUUGGCCCUUCAGGGGCUGGGAAACCUGUGGUGUGGCAGGCCACUUUUUUGGGCAAAGCUUUGUGUGUAACUUGAAGGCUUGCAGAGGCAAAAGCUACUCGAACUGAAAAUUUGGCCUCCUCUGGAAUCUUGCUAUUCUGACAAACUUAAUACAGUGGUGCCUCGCAAGACGAAAAGAAUCCGUUCCGCGAGUCUCUUCGUCUUGCGGGUUUUUUUGUCUUGCGAAGCAAGCCCAUUAGCGGUUUAGCGGAUUAGCGCUACAGUAUUAGCGGCUUAGCGGGCUUAGCGAUCAGCUGUUAAGCGGCUUAGCCAUCAGCUGAUAAGCGGUUUAGUGGCUUGGGAAAAAGGGGGGGGGGAGGAAAAAAAACCCGCAGGAACUCGCAAGACAUUUUCGUCUUGCGAAGCAAGCACAUAGGAAAUUCGUUUUGUGAAGCACCUCCAAAACGGAAAACCCUUUCGUCUAGCGGGUUUUCCGUCUUGCGAGGCAUUCGUCUUGCGGGGCACCACUGUAUGGCCGCCCCUUGGUAAAACAAACCGAGGGAUUCCAGUGCAUUCUGGGGAAAUUUAGGGUUGCACAAUUACAGCAGAUCAAAGUGCUCAGUCGUCCUUGUGCCACAAAGCGGCUUUAAGAAACAGACUUUUGCAGUUAGGAAAGUGAUAGGGAAAUGCAUUGAAAAAUGUGGAGAGAAAAAAAGGAUUAGCAGGAAGAUGUACUAACACCCUGCAGGCAAAUCAGAACAACUGCUCAACAAAGCCUGGAUAUAUUCUAACCGCUGCAUAAACGUCGUGCAAGCGAAUCAGUAUGAAUGAUGGAAGAAAAAGGUUGUUUGGAGGAGUCCAAAGUUAUCACUCACAUAGGGGUUACAAAUCAGUUGUGCUAAAUGCUGUUCUAUGUAGUCUUGUUUUUAGCUAGGUGUCCUACCUUUGGGGGAAAGCAUGGAGUUCGGAAAAUAGUUUUUGAUAUUAGCAUGGGCUUUAUUUUCUACCGCAGAAAUGGUUUGGGCUAUUAAAAAAUGAUCGUGACAAAUAAACUUGCUUUCGGCAUCAGAUUUUCCUGAGUUUCUUUCCGUUUUCUUUUACCAUCCAUUGAUAAACAUUUUGCAAACGAAGCAGUGAAGCUUGCUGGCAGGGCAGUCAGCCCCAGAGUUCAAUGGGGUGGGGAAGUUU
Messenger RNA from Podarcis lilfordi (Lilford's wall lizard), 19124 nucleotides. The record is from the annotation of a GenBank genome assembly. Lineage: Eukaryota; Metazoa; Chordata; Lepidosauria; Squamata; Lacertidae.